UGACUUGCGGCUGCUUGGCGUAGAAUUAGAGUUAGGCAAGGGGAGAUUAAGAGGCUGGUUGCAUUUUACCAGCUAUUUACUCCAGCUAUUUACUUCCUUUGUGAAUCAGAGAUUGGUGUCAUGAAGAUACGUUCAGUUGCGGAAGUUGAGCCUGACCUAGAAUAUAAAUUGCAGUAUACCCCUGAUCUAAGAUGUGAGAAGGAAACAGACUUGGUUCCGGUUUGCUAUCGCUGCAAAUCCUGCAUCUUGUCCUGGAAGAUUUUUUCCACCCGAGAAUGGUUUGUUCGUGCCAGCCAAGCAACUCAGAGGACGUUCGUGAUGGGGAUCAUCAACCGAUUCCAAAGCCACGACCUCCUGAAAUACUCCUGGAACCUCCUACAGGCUAUCGAUACCAAGGAUUUUUCCUAUUCCCGUUCCUGCGUCAGCUCCACCUUCAGAGUCUCUUCUGCUCUGGAUCGGGCAAUGGAUCCACAGAAACUGGCGCAAUCCAUGGCGGAUCUUUGGAGAUGGUUCGGAGGCUCCUGUUUCUGGACCAAAGCAAACUACAUACUACUUUUGCUGCAAAUGUGCGACUCACAGUUGUUGCUGAUGGCUAGUACUCUGAUCCGCAUCCUCUUAGGUGAACAUGAGACUGCCAUGGAAAAAGAAGAAGAACAUGUAAGCUGGAGCAAAUCUGAAAUGCGUCCUCUCAUCCCUGUGAAAUCUGCUACACUUUCCCAAAUGGCUGAAAGCCAGUUACUUUCAAAAGCAAGCAGUGUGUUUGGUAAUGUCCGUGUACAAAAGAUUUGGUCCAAACUGUCAGAUAAUAUCUUCAAGAAAGCACUGUAUGAAUUGGAAAACGAGACUAACUAUUUUGCAGUGCUGACUUUGCACCCAACCACUCCACCUGCUUCUCCUCAGCAGUCCUCCAGCAAAUUCAGAGAUUUCAUCCGGUAUCUGCCUGUCCACUUAUCGAAAUCCAUUUUGA
This is a messenger RNA of Notechis scutatus (mainland tiger snake), 967 nucleotides long. The record is from RefSeq and is a predicted model, not a curated record. NCBI's taxonomy places the organism in Eukaryota, Metazoa, Chordata, Lepidosauria, Squamata, Elapidae.